Messenger RNA from Octopus sinensis (East Asian common octopus), 757 nucleotides. RefSeq names its product gamma-secretase subunit PEN-2. The transcript is spliced from 4 exons. Lineage: Eukaryota; Metazoa; Mollusca; Cephalopoda; Octopoda; Octopodidae. Gene Ontology annotation, cellular component: gamma-secretase complex. Gene Ontology annotation, biological process: Notch receptor processing. The record is from RefSeq and is a predicted model, not a curated record. Bases 120 to 425 code for a protein of 101 amino acids.
GCAGAAGAAAAUUAUGUGCAAUUCUAAUAAAGUUACUUCCUGUUGUAAGUGUAUGUGUCAUUUAUUUAAAGGGAGUGACGUGACUGACUCCCUACUAAAUUUUAUUGCUAAGACCAAACAUGGAUCUCCGAAGAGUGAAGGAUGAUGUCAAGUUAGACUUAUGCCGGACAUAUUACAAAGGUGGUUUUGCACUACUGCCAUUCUUAUGGUUUAUUAACUUCCUGUGGUUCUUCAGAGAAGCUUACCGCCGGCCAGAGUUUGAACAACAGAAACAAAUCCGUACAUAUGUUACUCGUUCAUUGAUUGGGUCUUUGAUCUGGUUCAGCAUCAUGAUUGUAUGGAUUAUAAUUUUUCAGAUGAAACGAGCUGAAUGGGGAGCUGUGGCCGAUUACAUGUCUUUCAUCAUUCCAACAGGCAGAGCGUAACUUUCUACAAGUGACUUAACAAAUCAUAUAGAAGUAUGGUUGUCAGUCAAUAACUGCCAACUGACAUUUUUGCUCUGUGGCCACAGUGGUUGCUGAUCUGUAAUAAACUGGAACUUGCUCUGAGAGAAAAAGGGAGUAUGUGUGUGUGUGUGUGUGUUACAAAGUAAAAGAGUGAAACCUGUAAAAUAUCUGCGAAUGAAUACUCAUGUACUGAGGGUUCCUAUUAACUUAAAUCGAACUGGAGACUAUUUUACCUAUAUGGUCUUUGAUUAAAAUAACAUCACAUAUAACUUGAAUAAUUGUCCUUAUUGUAAUUAAAGUCCCUCAAAUAG